UCGCGCCUUUGACGUCGUCCGGGGGAUUUUAUUAUUUUAACAUUUUUAUACCUCAUAUAUUGACGCGUAUGAAAUAAAAAAUAUUGCGAAUGGUCACAGCGAACGGUGCAUCCUGCUGUGCACUUAAAAGCUACCAGAUCCAUUUAACUCCGACAAGUCAUAAUGGAGGUUGUGGAAGUGCAACCGCAGAAGAGAGUACGCGUUGCACCGAUCAGGCCAACCACGUGUCCCUGCACCACCAAAUGCACCAGAAGAUACAUACAGCCAUCCCGGGUACAAUCGUUUGCACCGGAGAGGAAGUACUGUCCCCCAGCUAGUCCCUUGGACGCGAAAACGACUUAUGACUUGUCAUAUUUAAAUGUCGAUAACGCCUCUCGAUACGCACGGGCACAUCCCUUCAGGCCGAAACCGAAUUUGGAUAGGUCGGAAGAAAAAUUCGCCGGCGACACUACCACCAAUUUAAGUUACAAACCGAUCUGGGACUUCGUCAGGACAAAGCCGAUCUUACCGCGUCGAAGGUCGGCAGGUGGCAAUGGACCCAUGCAAUCGGUGACGACGAAUCGCCACGAUUAUGUCCCAAAAAAUGUCCCGAGGGCAGAGACGGUCGUCCCUUGUGGGAACAUCCGAUCGAGCACGGGUCCUUUGGACGGCAGGACGACGAUGGGUCUCUCCUUUAUGGACCCAGGACCAUUAGAGCCUACAAUUAGUUUCAAGCCGGUAUUGAAAUAUCAACCACCGGCGCAGCCCUAUGCAAAGGAUACUACGCAAAAAUUGAGCUAUCAGCCAUUUAAAGUCGACAAGAGAGAAAGAUACCCCUGGUUUGAGAAAGCCCCUUAUAGACCUCCCAACACGGCAAUGGAUGACCAAACGACGUACACGAAGAGCUACCUGAAGUCCGAAGCCCCGACGAGAGAGAAGAUGAUCGUCCCCAGUGCAACGCCAUUAUUUCCCUGCAACAGCGAAUUCUCCGGCAAGACCAUUUACAAAGAGAGUUACAUGCCAUGUAACGCCGAAAGCGUUGUACCGAUCGUACCUUGCGGAAACAUUACUCUGUCCGAGCAGAAAAUGUCAGGAGACACUACGAACAAGUUAAGCUAUCAACCGGUUGCAAUCGAGAGAAGGCUGCCAAUAAUCCCUGGCAGAAGGAACAUGAUGGGAGACGGUCCCAUGCAAAGCACGACGACCACUCGCUACGAUUACGUUCCAAAAAUGGUCCCCCGGCCCGAACUAAAAGUUCCCAGCAAUAACAUCAGAAUUUCGAGUCAGCCUCUCGAGGACAAAACGACGACACUCCUGUCAUACAUGGAUCCAGGUCCAGUGGAGGCUGUGCAGAGUUUCAAGCCACCUGCAAAAUAUUGCAGGCCCGAGGAGAAGAUCGAAACGGAGACCGUCAACAAACUGUCGUAUCAGCCAUGGUCACGGAUACCAAAAGACUUCCUACCCUGGGCUCAAAAGCAGAGAUACGAGCCGCCGAAAGACCGCAUGGCCGGGGAUACGAUUUAUCACAUGAGUUAUCCUUUGCCAGGAUAUUACGUGGAAGAGGACUGCGAACCGAUGGAGUGUCCUUGUCCCGCGGAAGAUCUCGAACGUCCACCCGCGCUCGUGGGAACGUGUCCGCGCUAAAACACG
Molecule: messenger RNA, 1629 nt
Organism: Orussus abietinus
Lineage: Eukaryota; Metazoa; Arthropoda; Insecta; Hymenoptera; Orussidae
Product: stabilizer of axonemal microtubules 1
Exons: 6
Coding region: 163-1623 (486 amino acids)
Molecular function (GO): microtubule binding
Source: RefSeq, a predicted model, not a curated record